AUGUCAGAUUGGUCUGCUAGUGAAAACGCGGAAAUGGAAACCAGUUUCGAUGGUGAUGUUAAAGAUAUAGCAAAUGAAGAACGAUUAGAAAUUGAAUUACGAUUUCAACAAGAUAUAUCAAACUUUGCAGAAAAUUUAUUUGAUAAAAACAAAUAUCCAAAUUUAUUGGCAGACACUAGUGUAACUGUGUCGCUUCCUAGUGAAAAAAAUUAUGCUGGUGGUCUUGAUGGUAUGGAUAAUGAUGGUCGGGUUUGUGAAAUACCAGCUGACACUAACAAAAAUAAAACUAAUAUUGAAAAAGGCAAGUGGUUUUCAGGUAUAAACCCAGGAAAAAAUUCACUUGAUACUUUAAUUGAAAAAAUAUGUGAAGAUUGUGGCAUUAAUAUUGGUAAGCGACACGUAGUAAAUCGUUCCAUGAAAACAACUGAUAUAAUUCAAUUAACAAAAUUAGGUGUUCCUUUUAAUGAAAUUAUGAUGCUUAACAAUGUAUCAUCGUUAAUCGAUUCAGAAUCAUCAUCAUCACCUGAAAAAUCUGAAGCUGGUAUUAAAGCAGAUGUUGAAUCAUGUAAUGAAGAUGUUGAUGAUUGUGCAUCAUCAACAGUAGUAUAUAAAAAAAUUCACAUUAAGUCAAUUUUGGGAAUAUCUCAACGAUCUUAG
This is a messenger RNA of Entrophospora candida, 657 nucleotides long. The record is from the annotation of a GenBank genome assembly. Lineage: Eukaryota; Fungi; Glomeromycota; Glomeromycetes; Entrophosporales; Entrophosporaceae.